Molecule: messenger RNA, 1119 nt
Organism: Symbiodinium natans
Lineage: Eukaryota; Dinophyceae; Suessiales; Symbiodiniaceae
Source: the annotation of a GenBank genome assembly
AUGGCUUCCCAGAGUCGUACUUUGCCCGUGCUGGUCGCCGCUGCCUGCUGCGCCGCCGUGCUGCGCAGCUUCUGGGCAGCGAGCCCGCCGACGUUCGUGGCACCGCAGCAGAGUGUCCACAUGGGCUGCCAGGCGCUGUCGAGCGGUGCUCUCGCCGCUGGGCAAGUGCCGGCCAUCGUGAACACCGUGCCAGCACGCCCAGGAGUCCCGGCACACUUCAAGGUGACUCUGGAGACGCCAGAUGGCGAGCAGUCCUUCGAAUGUCCGGAAGACGUGUACAUCCUGGAUCAGGCUGAGGAGGAAGGACUCGAGCUGCCUUACUCCUGCCGCGCCGGCUCUUGCUCCAGCUGCGCCGGCAAGGUCCUGUCGGGCGACAUCGACCAGAGUGACCAGGCCUUCCUGGACGAUGACCAGAUGGGCGAUGGCUUUUGCCUGACUUGCGUGACUUAUGCCACCUCCGAUGUGACAAUCAAGACCCACUGUGAGGAUGCUGAGGAGGAAGGACUCGAGCUGCCUUACUCCUGCCGCGCCGGCUCUUGCUCCAGCUGCGCCGGCAAGGUCCUGUCGGGCGACAUCGACCAGAGUGACCAGGCCUUCCUGGACGAUGACCAGAUGGGCGAUGGCUUUUGCCUGACUUGCGUGACUUAUGCCACCUCCGAUGUGACAAUCAAGACCCACUGUGAGGAUAGUCGUACUUUGCCCGUGCUGGUCGCCGCUGCCUGCUGCGCCGCCGUGCUGCGCAGCUUCUGGGCAGCGAGCCCGCCGACGUUCGUGGCACCGCAGCAGAGUGUCCACAUGGGCUGCCAGGCGCUGUCGAGCGGUGCUCUCGCCGCUGGGCAAGUGCCGGCCAUCGUGAACACCGUGCCAGCACGCCCAGGAGUCCCGGCACACUUCAAGGUGACUCUGGAGACGCCAGAUGGCGAGCAGUCCUUCGAAUGUCCGGAAGACGUGUACAUCCUGGAUCAGGCUGAGGAGGAAGGACUCGAGCUGCCUUACUCCUGCCGCGCCGGCUCUUGCUCCAGCUGCGCCGGCAAGGUCCUGUCGGGCGACAUCGACCAGAGUGACCAGGCCUUCCUGGACGAUGACCAGAUGGGCGAUGGCUUUUGCUUCUUUGCUUAG